Messenger RNA from Hipposideros armiger (great roundleaf bat), 5044 nucleotides. It is a transcript of the gene NPR1, whose product is annotated as natriuretic peptide receptor 1. Gene Ontology annotation, biological process: receptor guanylyl cyclase signaling pathway; protein phosphorylation; cGMP biosynthetic process. Gene Ontology annotation, cellular component: plasma membrane. The transcript has 22 exons. Gene Ontology annotation, molecular function: protein kinase activity; guanylate cyclase activity; adenylate cyclase activity. Bases 909 to 4091 code for a protein of 1060 amino acids. NCBI's taxonomy places the organism in Eukaryota, Metazoa, Chordata, Mammalia, Chiroptera, Hipposideridae. The record is from RefSeq and is a predicted model, not a curated record.
ACCGGGUCCCUGGGCUCACCUCCUUGAACGCCUUUUCCAGAAACCCGUGACCUUCCCGCCCCACCGCCACGCACACACAUCCACACACUCACACCUUUCCCCGCCGAGAGAUCCCAAACCAACAAGUCUUUCUCUCUUCCCCAGACGGAACCAGGUAGGAAGGGCGCGACGUGGGCGCCAGAGGCCCCCGGUGGCUCCCAAACCCUUCUCCGUUCAGGCCUCCUUCCCAUCCCGGCGAGGGAGCCGGGUCCGCGAGGGCCGCCUCCCUGAAGGGGCAGACGUUGGGCGGCCGAGAAGCGGGAAGAGGGUCUAAGCGGGCAGCGCGCGGGCUGUGGGCACCGGAGAGCCCGCGACUUGGGGGCAGGAAGGAAAGAGUUAAAGAUCCGGGAUUGGCUCUGCUGUCACCGUUUCUGGGAGGGGAAGCGGCCGGGAGGGAGGGUUCGGAGCUUGGCUCGGGUCCUCCCCAGUCCCCCCCGGACAGCCGGAGACUUGGGCCGGCCGGACGCCCCUUCUGGCACUCUCGCUUGGGGCAGCGCUCCCGCACUCAGGCGACACGCACUCCCCUCUCCCACCUUCUCCCCGGAGCGCCCGCGAGCGCUCGCUUUUCCUCCCCACUCACACGCACGCACACGUUCUCGCUCGCUCGGGUCCCCGGGGCUGCCGCGCUCCCCUCCGCGCGCCCACCUGCUCCGCCAGAGCCCUCCGCGCACCUCGCCUUCGCGCGCCCCGCCGGGGGGUCCGCCCGCCCUCGCGCCCGCCCAGCGCCCCCUGGAGCUCCGGGCGGCGACCGUCGCAGCUGGAGGGGUCGGCGUGCCCCGGGGUGGGCGCCACCGGGGCGCGCCCGGAGCCCGAGGGGACCGCGGAGGCCAUGGUGGGAGCGCCCGCCUGCCGCGGUGCCCGCUGAGGCCAUGCCGCACCCCGGGGGCCCCACCGGCGCCCGCCUGCGCCUGCCGCUGCUUCUGGCGCCGCUGCUGCUGCUGCUCCCGGGCAGCCACGCGGCCGUCCUGACGGUGGCCGUGGUGCUGCCGCUGGCCAACACCUCGUACCCGUGGUCGUGGGCGCGCGUGGGCCCGGCCGUGGAACUGGCCCUGGCCGGGGUGAAGGCGCGGCCCGACCUGCUGCCCGGCUGGACGGUCCGCACGGUGCUGGGCAGCAGCGAGGACGCGCGGGGCGUCUGCUCCGACACCGCCGCGCCGCUGGCCGCCGUGGACCUCAAGUUCGAGCACGAGCCGGCGGUGUUCCUGGGCCCCGGCUGCGUGUACGCCGCCGCCCCGGUGGGGCGCUUCACCGCGCACUGGCGGGUGCCGCUGCUGACGGCCGGCGCCCCGGCCCAGGGCUUCGAUUCCAAGGACGAGUACCAGCUGACCACCCGCGCCGGGCCCACCCACGCCAAGCUGGGCGACUUCGUGGCGACGCUGCACCGACGGCUGGGCUGGGAGCAGCGGGCGCUCGUGCUCUACGGCUACCGGCCGCACGACGACCAGCCCUGCUUCUUCGUCGUGGAGGGGCUGUUCUUGCGGGUCCGCGGCCUCCUCAACAUCACGGUGGAGCACAUGGAGUUCGCCGAGGGCGACCGCGACCACUACGCCAGGCUGCUGCAGACGGUGCAGCGCAAGGGCCGAGUUAUCUACAUCUGCAGCUCCCCAGAUGCCUUCCGAACCCUGAUGUUCAUGGCCGCGGAAGCCGGCCUGAGUGGAGGGGACUAUGUUUUUUUCCACCUGGACCUCUUUGGGCAAAGCCUGCAGGGUGCACACGGCCUUGCGUCCCACAGGCCUUGGGAGAGAGGGGACGGGCAGGAUGUCAGAGCCCGCCAGGCCUUCCAGGCUGCCAAAAUCAUUACCUAUAAAGAGCCGGACAACCCUGAGUACUUACAGUUCCUGCAGCAGCUGAAACAUGUGGCUCGUGAGCAGUUUAACUUCACCAUGGAGGAUGGCCUGGUGAACAUCAUCCCAGCAUCCUUCCACGACGGGCUCCUGCUCUAUAUCCAGGCAGUGACGGAGACUCUGGAACAUGGGGGAACGGUCACCGAUGGGGAGGGCAUCACACAGCGGAUGUGGAACCGGAGCUUCCAAGGUGUGACAGGAUACCUGACAAUAGACAGCAAUGGAGAUCGGGAGACCGACUUCUCCCUCUGGGAUAUGGAACCUGAGAAUGCCAGCUUCAGGGUGGUCCUGAACUACGAUGGGGCUUCCCAAGAGCUGGAGGCUGUGUCAGGGCGCAAGCUGAACUGGCCCCUGGGGUACCCGCCUCCUGACAUCCCCAAAUGCGGCUUUGACAAUGAGGACCCAGCCUGCAACCAAGCCCACUUUUCCGUCCUCGAGGCGCUGGCUUUGGUGGGCAGCCUGUCCCUGCUCAGUAUCCUCAUCGUCUCCAUCUUCAUCUACAGGAAGAUGCGGCUAGAAAAGGAGCUGGCCUCAGAGCUGUGGCGGGUGCGCUGGGAGGACCUGCAGCCCAGUAGCCUGGAGAGACACCUUCGGAGUAUGGGCAGCCGACUGACCUUGAGUGGGAGAGGCUCCAAUUACGGCUCCCUGCUCACCACAGAGGGCCAGUUGCAGGUCUUUGCCAAGACAGCGUAUUAUAAGGGCAACCUCGUGGCGGUGAAACAUGUGAACCGUAAACGCAUUGAGCUGACCAGAAAAGUCCUGUUUGAACUGAAGCAUAUGCGGGACGUGCAGAAUGACCACCUGACCAGGUUUGUGGGUGCCUGCACCGACCCCCCCAACAUCUGUAUCCUCACAGAGUACUGUCCCCGCGGGAGCCUGCAGCAGGACAUCCUGGAGAAUGAGAGCAUCACCCUGGACUGGAUGUUUCGGUAUUCCCUCACCAAUGACAUCGUCAAGGGUAUGCUGUUUCUACAUAAUGGAGCCAUUUGCUCCCAUGGGAACCUCAAGUCAUCCAACUGCGUGGUAGAUGGGCGCUUCGUGCUCAAGAUCACCGAUUACGGGCUGGAGAGCUUCCGGAACCCAGAGCCAGAGCAAGGACAUACCCUCUAUGCCAAAAAGCUGUGGACAGCCCCAGAGCUCCUUCGAAUGGCCUCGCCCCCUGCCCGGGGCUCCCAGGCUGGUGACGUGUACAGCUUUGGGAUCAUCCUUCAGGAGAUCGCUCUGAGGUGUGGCGUCUUCCAUGUGGAAGGUUUGGACCUCAGCCCCAAAGAGAUCAUCGAGCGUGUGACUCGGGGCGAGCAGCCCCCCUUCCGGCCCUCCGUGGCCCUGCAGAGUCACCUGGAGGAGCUGGACCACCUGAUGCAGUGGUGCUGGGCUGAGGACCCGCAGGAGCGGCCGCCCUUCCAGCAGAUCCGCCUGAUGCUGCGCAAGUUUAACAGGGAGAACAGCAGCAACAUCCUGGACAACCUGCUGUCGCGCAUGGAGCAGUAUGCCAACAACCUAGAGGAGCUGGUGGAGGAGCGCACGCAGGCCUACCUGGAGGAGAAGCGCAAGGCGGAGGCCCUGCUCUACCAGAUUCUGCCUCAUUCAGUGGCUGAGCAGCUGAAGCGCGGGGAGACAGUCCAGGCCGAAGCCUUUGACAGCGUCACUAUCUACUUCAGUGACAUUGUGGGGUUCACAGCCCUGUCUGCGGAGAGCACGCCCAUGCAGGUGGUGACCCUCCUCAAUGAUCUGUACACUUGCUUUGAUGCUGUUAUAGACAACUUCGACGUGUACAAGGUGGAGACGAUCGGCGACGCCUACAUGGUGGUGUCGGGGCUCCCGGUGCGGAACGGGCGGCUGCACGCCCGCGAGGUGGCCCGCAUGGCCCUGGCGCUGCUGGACGCCGUGCGCUCCUUCCACAUCCGCCACCGGCCACAGGAGCAGCUGCGCCUGCGCAUUGGCAUCCACACAGGACCCGUGUGUGCCGGCGUGGUAGGGCUGAAGAUGCCCCGUUACUGUCUCUUUGGGGACACAGUCAACACCGCCUCAAGAAUGGAGUCCAAUGGGGAAGCCCUGAAGAUCCACUUGUCUUCUGAGACCAGGGCUGUUCUGGAAGAGUUUGGUGGAUUCGAGCUGGAGCUUCGAGGGGAUGUAGAAAUGAAGGGCAAAGGCAGAGUUCGCACCUACUGGCUCCUGGGGGAGCGGGGCAGCAGUACCCGAGGCUGAGCACCUCCCCUCCUGGCCUUCCACACCUCCCUCCAGUUUGCCUGAGGUGACAGAGAGGUGUCAGGCCUCCGCCUCACCCACAGCAGUCCCCAUCCCCGCCUCCAUUGCCAAAGGAUCGUCGGGGAAGUGGUUUGAAUAGGUCAGGUGUGCUGACCUCAGUGGGCGCACCACCUAUUACCUCUGAAAGAGGACUGGUGUGGGGGAGAUGAGGCACCCAGGACCCGACCAAAGCACACGGUCACGUCCAGGGGCACAGGCGUAGGCGCACGAACCCGCUGUCCACCCUGACUCAGGCCAGGCUGCGGUGUGGAGGCCUGGGCCCUCCUGCCUCAGCCUUGCUACACUGUGACUUUUAUGGGGAGGGGGACAAGCCACCUUAGGGGGAUAGGAAAAGGGAGUAGAGGUGAACCUAGGGCGUGGGGGAGUCCACACCUGGUCUGGCUCACAUGGGCACAAACACCCCCCCUGUCUCCCACCACUCAACACUGGAUACAGUGCACGGGGAGAGGGGUGGCACUGCAGGCCUGUAUAUGCCUUGCUUCUCCCGUCAGCAGGCCUGUAUAUGCCUUGCUUCUCCCGUGAGCAGAGACCAUUAAAAUCUUGAUUCCAGUGCGAGUCUCUUCUUGAGGGGGAGAGGGUUGCUGGGAGACACAGCCAUGUUCUCCAUCCUUUAUGUCAGAUAAGACGGUUUCUCAAGCCGGGAAAGCGGUCCCUGAAAAGGCUGCAAUUCUCUUUCAACACGGAGGACCCAGUGUCACAGCCUAGGAAUCACCCCAGCAGGGCCGGCACUUUUGGGCUAAGGACCCAUUUACACCCUUAAGAGUUACAGAGGGCCCCAAAGAGCUCUGGUUCAUGUGGGUUAUAUCUAUCGAUAUAUAUACCACAUUACAAAUUCAAACAAGCCCUAUUCACUCAUUUAAAGUAACUAUAAUAAACCUAGCACAUGUUAGUAA